Molecule: messenger RNA, 1365 nt
Organism: Cryptococcus wingfieldii CBS 7118
Lineage: Eukaryota; Fungi; Basidiomycota; Tremellomycetes; Tremellales; Cryptococcaceae
Product: monocarboxylic acid transporter
Exons: 8
Coding region: 1-1365 (454 amino acids)
Biological process (GO): transmembrane transport
Cellular component (GO): fungal-type vacuole membrane
Molecular function (GO): transmembrane transporter activity
Source: RefSeq, a predicted model, not a curated record
AUGGCUGAAGUCAUCGGGCUGACCCCAGUCACAUCGCAAUUCUCGCAGCAAGCGACAGAAACCGCCCGCGGCAGCUCGGCACUCGCGGAGCAGCAGCAGCUGGGGGAUGAGCCGGAAAGCGCAAGUGCUCUGCCACCGGUAGACACCGGGCGGAGAGCGUGGUUGUUUCUGGCCGGAGCGACGGUCAUAGAGAUCAUCGUAUGGGGGCUGCCUUUCGCUGUCGGUAUCUUGCAUGUAUACUGGACCAACACAUUGUUCCCUGGCUAUGGCGCCUCGACCAUCACCCUCGCUGCUACCCUCCAGACCGGUCUCCUAUAUAUGAGUACGGCAUUCUUCGGACCGAUCAUGGCAGCAUUCCCGAGAUAUCAAAGACACUUUCAGAUACUUGGGUUAUCAGGGGCGUGCAUCAGUCUGAUAUCCAGUGGCUUUGUCACCAAACCGUUCCAUCUGGUCAUCACCUGGGGCUGCAUCUUCCCCCUAGCAGGCUCCCUCUACAUGCCCUGCGCAACGCUUCUCUUCGAAUGGUUUUUCGAACGCCGUGGUCUUGCCAGCGGCAUCAUGUACGCCGGCACCGGUAUCGGCGGUACGGUCUUUCCCUACAUCAUCAACAGCCUUCUUUCCUCUGUGGGAUACAAGGCGACUAUGGUAUCCAUUGGCGUUGCGUACGCCAUCAUCGGUGGGAUCGCAUUGAUCCCCACGACAAGGCGAGUACCACUCUCAAGAUACGGCUCCGGAGAACCGGGUCCAAGAAGACAGGGGUUGAGCCUCGGCUUUAUGAAAUCCUUCACCUUCUUCAUGGGUAUAUUUACCAUCCUCUUUACGAGCUUGGGCAACUUUGUCCCCAGUCUAUGGCUUCCUUCCUACGCAGACGACCUCAACCUCACCUCCCCCUCUGGCACAGCCUUAAUCUCCAUCCUCAACGCCGCCUCCGUGCCCGGCAACUUCCUGCUCGGCUUCAUGUCCGACCACAUUCCCCUCCAAAUCGUGAUUUCUAUCUCGUGCAUCGGUACCGCCCUUUCUUGCGCUUUCCUCUGGGGCUGGGGAACAGGGGGUGGGACGUUGGUUGGGUUUUGUAUAGUGUUUGGACUGCUGGGACAGAGUUUUACGGCGUUGUGGACGCAGAUGAUUGUUUAUAUAUCCAAAGACGAUCCGCUGGCUUCACCUCUAGUCUUCUGCACUUUCGCCUUCAUGCGCGGUGUAGGGAACAUCACCUCCGGGCCCAUCUCCGGAGCACUCCUCAACAUCAGCGCCCUCCGAGGCGCUACAGGGGCGUACGGCUUCAGAAACUACGGGAUCUUGUUGAUCUAUACGGCGGUGACAAUCUUGUUGGGCGCCGUGACUGGUCUGCUCUUCAAAGCGCGAUAG